Molecule: messenger RNA, 1402 nt
Organism: Harmonia axyridis
Lineage: Eukaryota; Metazoa; Arthropoda; Insecta; Coleoptera; Coccinellidae
Product: ubiquitin-conjugating enzyme E2 N
Exons: 1
Coding region: 227-682 (151 amino acids)
Source: RefSeq, a predicted model, not a curated record
CGCAUAACUGAUUGAACAGGACAGUCAGCAGGAGACGAUGUCCGAUAAAUUAUGAUUUUGUCUAGAAUUAUUCCGGUAGUGAAGAAAUUGCCGAGUAAAACUUUCGUCUGAUAAAUAUUUAAUCCAAUAGUUUGUUCAAUAAAUUCAUCGUAUAAAUAUCGAACACUGGAAACCUGGAAUCAAUAAACCAAAUAUUAGGAGAUAGUGUCCAUUGAUAAAUGCAAAAAUGGCAGCACUACCACGAAGAAUUAUAAAAGAAACACAGCGAUUGAUGCAAGAGCCCGUACCGGGAAUUAGUGCAAUCCCUGACGAAAGUAAUGCCCGAUAUUUUCAUGUUAUUGUAACUGGGCCCGAGGAUUCUCCAUUUGAAGGAGGACUUUUUAAACUUGAACUCUUUUUACCUGAGGAUUAUCCUAUGUCAGCACCCAAAGUAAGAUUUAUAACCAAAAUAUAUCAUCCAAACAUAGAUCGUCUUGGCAGAAUCUGUUUAGAUAUACUUAAAGAUAAGUGGAGUCCUGCUCUUCAAAUUCGUACAGUAUUGUUAUCCAUUCAGGCUUUGCUUAGUGCUCCGAAUCCUGAUGAUCCUCUUGCAAAUGAUGUUGCUGAAUUAUGGAAAGUAAACGAAUCUGAAGCUAUUCGAAAUGCUAAAGAGUGGACCCGAAGAUACGCUAUGGAUACCUAAGUUUACAUAAUUAUGUUAAUAUAACAUUUUAAUAUUUACGAAAAACAUCUUAUUUUUAAUUAUUGAACUGUUUUGAAUUGUGGAUAUGUGAAUUAUCAGUUCGUGGAAUUAAGCAACUUCCACUGGCUACUAUGCUCCAAACCUUAUUUCCCAUUUGCUAGUUUUUGAUGACUAAAAUGUAUAAGAAUGUUUGAGACUCAAUGCAUUACCAUUUUUUGAAAAUAGCCGCUAAUGAUUUGUGAACUUUAUUAUUGGAUUUCAUAUGAAAACUAUAUUCAAUUAUAAUGAAAAACAGCUGGGUAAAACUGUAUGAACUGUUGUAAAAUAGAGGUUAUUGAAAUUUUAUUUGGAUAUAUACCUCCUAAUUUAAUUUUUUAUCAUAUUGUUGCAUUAACUUGUAAGCAACGAUGAACCUAUUUUCCUCCUUUUAUUGCUCAUUGCAACUUUAUUUUGGCUGACGUAAAUAUUGCUUUUUGAUAUAUUUUGCCAUACAGCCACUGGAAGGGGAUUUGUAUGAGAACCUUCAACUUAUCUUAAAUAAUCUUAAUUUUGUGUAUAAGUAGCACAUGCUGGGAUUACAACAAUCAUAGUAAACAGUUGCUACAAAUUUUGAAAUAUUUGGCGAAAAGUAUCUUGUGCUUAGUUACACCGAUGUAGGUAGUUGUUGUACAUAAAGAAGGUAUGUGUAAGGCUUUUUACAAAUAAAUUCUUUUCAUCACA